Serendipita indica DSM 11827 is the source of this 675-nucleotide messenger RNA. The record is from the annotation of a GenBank genome assembly. NCBI's taxonomy places the organism in Eukaryota, Fungi, Basidiomycota, Agaricomycetes, Sebacinales, Serendipitaceae.
AUGAGCCGACUGAAGUCACACGGCGCAUGGACGCUGCACGCGGGAUAUGAGAGCAGCUGUGUUCCAGGUGCAUAUCUGCCCUCUUCUCCCCCCUCCACUCUCGCCGUCACCUCCACGACCGUAUACGUACCCAGUCCACCGUACGGGUCACCGGUUGCUAUGAGUGGCUCAUAUUCCCGUCGACUGUUAUUUAAUAUAUGCGCCUUAUUGGCAUAUGCUGGCUCUGCGCGUGCGAGUGUUGACUCAAAGGCAAGAAUCACACUUGCGUGCCUCCUCGGUGGCGUCCCAGCGGCAUCCAUCCUCUUGAUCCUCGUCUUCUGCAUCUGGAUAAGAAGACGCAAAGACGCGAUCCGCAGGAAAGCGAUAGCAAAUGGAAUUGAGCUCGAUGACGAAGGUUGGCCAGUUCACCCACAACAGCGUCGCAUCAACCCCGCCAAUACGGCCGCUGCGAGUACCGACGCCUUCCCUGUACGUGGAAGCGACGCUGCCUCAGCCGCGACUGCUGUAAACAGUGGACGAAGAUACAGCACAGGAGGAACGCAAAAUGGCAAAGACGGAUUCGUCGUGCGCUCGUAUGGCAAUCCGAAUGCCGAGCAGACAUUGGUCCCGUCAGUCGGCGCAGAUCAAAAUGCGUCAGCAUUGCGGCCUUCUACAGCCCCUGGAGCAUACCAGUGA